Esox lucius (northern pike) is the source of this 4702-nucleotide messenger RNA. Its product is annotated as alpha-2-macroglobulin. Gene Ontology annotation, molecular function: endopeptidase inhibitor activity. The coding region runs from base 94 to 4554 and encodes 1486 amino acids. Lineage: Eukaryota; Metazoa; Chordata; Actinopteri; Esociformes; Esocidae. Gene Ontology annotation, cellular component: extracellular region. The transcript has 37 exons. The record is from RefSeq and is a predicted model, not a curated record.
UACAACACCUCUGCUAUGCCCUUGUUGUCGGUGUGGGGAGAGUCAGAGCAUUUUAACACAGUCUGACUUGUGUUAUUACCAUCUAAUUUAGUGAUGUUUCCCUCUGGGAUUCAGGUUUGGAGAUGGAUGCUUUUUGCCUAUUUUCACCGGCUUUGUGUGUGUCAAGACAUUCAAGAAACACCAAGACCGUCUUACCUGGUAACUAUUCCUGCAGUGAUCCCGGCAGGUUUGGAGGCCAGGUUUUGUGCCAGCCUUCUGCAGCCCAAGGAGACCCUUGUUAUGACCAUAUCUCUGAUUGAUGAUGAACAGAACUCAACCCUUCUUAGGGAGAGUUCUGAUCAAGAGUUUCAUCGCUGUUUCCAGUUUCAGGCACCUGAACUCCAGGUAGAAAAGAUACUCAUGUUUAAGGUGGAGGUUCGCGGUGAAACAUUUGUCUCGACAGAGGAGAGAAAGGUCAAGAUCAAACCCUACAGCCCGAUUACAUUUGUCCAAACUGACAAACCAAUAUACAACCCAGGACAAAUAGUUCAUUUUAGAGUCAUCACCUUGGAUACCAGCUUUAGACCUGUGAAUCAGUUGUACAGCAUUGUGGAACUUGAGGAUGUAAAUGAAAACAGGAUUGGACAGUGGUUAAACACCACAUCUAGUAGCAAGAUUUUACAGCUUUCUCACCCCUUGAACUCUGAAGCACCCAAGGGAACAUAUAAAGUUGUUGUCUGGAUUGAUGGGAAAAGUAUAAACCACAGGUUUAAAGUAGAACAGUACGUUUUGCCAAAGUUUGAGAUCAAAUUAAAUCUCAGAGAUGAGAUCAGUGUUGGUGAAGAGGAGUAUAAAGUGGAAGUGUGUGCAAAGUACACCUAUGGGCAACCUGUACCUGGUAUAGCUGAGGUAGAGUUGUGCCGGCCCUUGGACUUUCAUAUAUCCUCAGAAAAUGACGACAUCAAUUAUACACAACCUUGCCACAAAGAAUCAGUUGAGAUGGACCAAACUGGAUGUGCCUCUCAUGUCUUUAACCUGUUAGCUUUCAAGGAUGAAAGCAAUAAAUUGCUCAUUGACAAUUUUUUAUGCAGUACUAAAGUAGAGGAGCAGGGAACAGGUAUUAUACGAUCUGAAGAAAAACGCAUCACAUUUUCCUAUGUUUUAGGAAAGCUCUCAUUUGUCGACACACCCAAAAUAUAUGAACAUGGAUCAAUUGUUGAGGGCAAGAUUAAAGCUGUUCACUUCAAUGACACGCCAAUAUCUGACAUGUCAGUUUAUCUGCUUGGGAGCGAUUGGUCAUCAUUACGUCAUCUACUGAACCUAACCACAGACAUUCAUGGUAUCGCCAGUUUCUCUCUCAACACAACUGGAAUGCCUAACGAGGAUAUUGAUCUCAUAAUAAGCAGCACACCAGAAUUUUCUUAUGGUGGAUACAGGACCCCAUAUUUUGACACAGGAAAGCAUAAACUUUCAGUGAUACGACCUGCUGCCCCUGACAGUAAAACAUCCAGUUACCUGGAUAUUCAGAAGACUGACCAAACACUGGCAUGUGGGCAGGAAGUGUCAAUCCCCGUCCAGUACGUCAUCGUAGGAGAGACCGCCUCCAGUGGUGCUGUUGAUGUCAUCUACCUGGCCUUAUCCAGAGGGGCGAUAGUUGAUCAUGGAUACAGGAAGGUUAUCAUGCAGGACAGUUCUGUAACUGAGGGUGAAGUCACCUUUGACCUGGCAGUGGUUCCAGAGAUGGCACCGGUGGUACAGAUCCUUGUGUAUAGCAUGUUACCCAGUGGGACUAUCAUCGCCCACAGCAUGAACUUCCCCACUGAGAAAUGCUUCAGAAACAAGGUGUCAGUGGAGUUCUCUCCCUCCAAUGCAGUUCCAGGGGAGAAGAACACCCUGCAGCUCUCUGCCCUGCCUGGUUCCCUGUGUGGUCUCAGUGCUGUGGACAAGAGUGUUCACAUCAUGGAGCCGGGAAAGAGACUGGAUGCUGGCAAGAUAUUUAAUAUUCUACCAGUCACAGAGGCAAAUUCUUUUGAUUAUGAUCUUGAAGAUCCCUCUGAUUGUUUGCAAGUACGCCUGAGAAGAUAUAUAUUGCCCCAUCCAAGACCUAAUAGGGAGAAAAACUCUGCUUAUGAAGUGUUUAAGAAAUUAGGACUGAAGCUGGCAACAAAUCUUGUUUACAGAGUACCUGCAUGCUUGAAGUUCCAGGGAGUAGAAUAUUAUCACUCCUCGGUUGGUACCUACAGAACAUAUUACCUCCAAAGCCAUCCCGAGUAUUCCAUGAUUCAUGGGUUUAUCUUGGAUAGGAGUAGACUCAUACCGACAGCACAGAUAGUACAGAUGCGUACCUUCUUCCCUGAGACGUGGAUAUGGGACCUUGUGGAAGUAGGGGAGUCUGGAUCAGCAGACGUGUCCCUGACAGUCCCAGACACCAUCACCACCUGGGAGACAGAGGCCUUCUGCCUGGCCCCCGGUGGGUUUGGUCUGGCUCCCCCAGUGGAGCUCACGGUCUUCCAGCCCUUCUUCCUGGAGAUCACCCUGCCCUACUCCAUCAUCCGGGGAGAGAACUUUGACCUGAAGGCCACUGUCUUCAACUACCUGUCCAAGUGCAUCAUGGUUGCAGUGACUCCAGCUCCCUCAUUGGACUACACUCUCACACCCUUGAAUGACGUCCAGUACUCAUCAUGCUUGUGUGCCAAUGAACGAAAGACCUUCAGCUGGACAAUGUCACCCUCUGCCCUUGGGGUUUUGAAUGUGACCAUUAGUGCAGAGGCUGUCCAGUCACAUGCUGCUUGUGACAAUGAGAUUGUGAGUGUACCAGAGAGAGGACGCAUUGACAUAGUCACACGGAGCCUGCUAGUGAAGGCUGAAGGAACUGAAGAAACUAAAACCUACAACUGGUUGCUGUGUCCAUCUGGAGAAGCUCUGACAGAGGAGGUGGAACUGCAACUGCCCAUGAUUGUGGUAGAAGGAUCUGCUCGAGCUUCAGUCUCAGUCCUGGGGGACAUUCUGGGCCGCGCCCUCAAGAACCUGGAUGGACUGUUGCAGAUGCCAUAUGGGUGCGGAGAGCAGAACAUGGCGCUUCUUGCCCCCAAUAUCUACAUCCUAGAGUACUUGAGGAACACAGAGCAGCUCACCUCAGCCAUCAGAGACAAGGCCACCAAGUUUCUCACUAGUGGUUACCAAAGGCAGCUGAAUUACAAGCAUUCAGAUGGGGCCUACAGCACAUUUGGCCAAGGAUCUGGAAACACUUGGCUGACUGCAUUUGUCUUGAGAUCCUUUAGCAAGGCACAGUCUUUUAUCUAUAUAGAUCCUUUAAAAAUUAAGGAAACCACGACAUGGUUGGAAGAGAAACAAAAAGAAAAUGGCUGUUUCCUAAGACUUGGGGAACUCUUUAACAACCGAAUGAAGGGUGGGGUGUCUGAUGAAGUAACUCUUACAGCCUACAUAACUGCCUCAAUGCUGGAGAGCAACAUGUCAGUUUCAGAUCCUGUUGUGAACAGCAGCUUGUCUUGUCUGAGGAACUCCACCAGUGAUUUGUCCAACACCUACACUACUGCUCUGCUAGCCUACACCUUUACCCUGGCAGGAGACAUGGAGAUGCGGACGCUGCUUCUGCAGCACCUGGACAAGAUUGCUUUACAAGAGGGGGGUCUCCUGCACUGGAACCAGACCUCCUCAGAGACCUCAGCCUCUCUGGCAGUGGAGAUCAGCUCCUAUGUUCUGCUGGCGUCCCUCAGUGCCUCCCCUCUGUCUACCGCUGAUCUGGGCUACUCCUCCCGCAUAGUCAGGUGGUUGGUGAAGCAGCAGAACUCCUAUGGUGGCUUCUCCUCCACACAGGACACAGUGGUGGCCCUCCAGGCCCUGUCUCUGUACUCCACCAAGGUGUUCAGUAAAGAGGGCUCCAGCACAGUGACAGUAAAAUCUCCCAGUGGGGGACAGCAUGUCUUUGAUGUGAACCAGAACAACAAGCUUCUCUACCAGGAGCGCCAGCUGCAGGAUGUGGCUGGGAAGUACACUGUGGAGGUGAAGGGCAGUGCUUGUGCCUCAGUACAGCUGUCACAGCAUUACAACAUCCCUACUCCUACAGUUGACACAUCGCUCAGCAUUCAGGUCAUACCAGAAGUUGAGUGUAACAGCGACACUAAGAGAAAAAUAGUCAGGCUGAAUAUUCAAUUCCAGUAUGAAGGAAAAGAACAGAACACCAAUAUGAUUAUAGUGGAUAUGAAAAUGUUGUCUGGCUUUUCCCCUGUCCCAGAAUCCUUGUUGGAGAUGAAGAAUUACCUUCUUGUGGAGCGUGUCGAUACCAAAGAUGACCAUGUUUUACUGUACUUGACAGGGUUACAAUCAGCCGUGCCCCAUUACUGCAGCCUAGACAUCGUUCAGCAGCUCCCAGUAAAGAAUCUAAAACCAGCUGUGGUCAAAAUCUAUGACUACUACCAGCCAAGUGACCAGGCUGAGACAGAAUAUGACUUCCCAUGUGAUAUUGUCCAAACGAUCUACGAAAAUGGAAAGACGGAGGAAAUUAUACAGAUUUACGAGAUACCACGCGUACCACUGUUACCAGAGACUUUCUAGUCCACUGGUGCCGGUCAAGGAUGCCCCCUAGAUAAAUGAAGAAAUGCAUUCCAGAGCAUGGCCCACCUGUGUACACUGUUCUUAUUGUACCAUGGAACUGGCACUCAGUGGAACUGGUUAUUCAAUAAAGCCUUGCUUUGCACAUCAA